AAAUAAAUAAAAUCUUAAAAAAAAAAAAAAAAGAAAGAAACCACAGUAGAGCCCCAGGUACAAGAAUCUCAUUAGCAAAACCUGGCAGACAGCACAUAAAACACUCUUCUCCUAAAUCUGUUUUCUCAAACAUUAACGUUCAAGAGCAACCUACAGUAAAAACCUUCACGACAUAGUUGCCUGUGGGUAACACAACUUCCAGACCCAAAAACUGAGGACAAUUUUGUUCUCAAAAGUAGUUUCCUCACCCUCCUCAGGACCUGCUGCCUGCCAUGAAACACUGUGCCCUGGUCCUACUCUUCCACGGUCUUCAUGCCUCAACCUAACCUCACUCCUUAUGGGGGAUCCCCUCCGCCCCCAGGCCAGGCCACACCACACACACCAACAGCAUUCGCCACCUCUUCCCAUCAUGUUCCCUUCAUGAUGAUCACUUCCGGAGGAUUUUCUGAUCAGGGCCAGCAAUUAGCUGGAAGAGUUGGUUAAAGCCACUUUUGUGCACAUGACACAAAACAUUCCCGACACAACUCAUUUUAAAUGGAAACAUAUACGUGCACAUUCCUUGGCCAAUAUUUUUGCUGUAGGGCCAAAGCCUUUCCUCCGAGUGUGGGGUUUGUUGGCCAGAGUUCCUAUAUUGGCUAUUUGCUAAUUGUGGUUAUUAUAAAUCAGAACAAGAACUAGUCAGCAUGUGAAAUCCUGGAUUUUUGCAACAUGUUUCCAGUUGUCUUGCCACAUCUGUUUUGACAGACAUACUGAGUGAUUCCAAAGUCAUUCCAAAGUGGUCAAAUAGGUGCUUAUAGCAACAACUCCCACCCCCUCAACCCCACACUACCCCCGCCCCCUUGAGGUGUGGCAGGGAGCUUCGGAGCUCAGUCUCUGUAGCCGAGCUCCACAGCUGGGUUUAAACCCCCAAGCAGUUACUUCUUAGCUGGAUGACCUUGGGUGAGUUGCUUCACCUCGGUGCCUGCUCCACAGCUGUAAAACUGGGGUUUCAGCGAUUCCUGUUGCUCCAUGUUCUUAUGUAACAUUAAGUGUGAUUAUGUCAUUACAAUAACAAGGACAAAUGCCACAAACAGGUUUGGGAACAAACAGCUGACUCCUGAUAAGCAACCAACUUCACUGAUGGAGGAAGUAGGCAGCUGUGCUAGAGACCAGCCUGCUGUCUGGGAGCGUUCAGCAGCCAAGGGCAUGCGUCAGUAUGUUUUACGGAGGGAAACUCGAAACAUCAGUGAGGACGCCUGAACAUACUACCCUGAGCAGCCCCCAAAACGACAUCACAAAAAGAACAGAACGCAGCUGAAGGGGUUCACAUGGACAAACUGACAAACCAGAAGUUCAUGUGGAAUGAUGAGUUCUGGCAAAAUCCGUGGGACCAGGGAGGCCUGGCAGUGAUCUGCUUAUUCAUCACCACGAUCCUGUUUCUCAUUGUGUUUGCCAUUAUAUUUGGUUUACUCCCUCCACUUAAGGUCAAGCAGUAUGAAGAGUCAUGACCUGACUUUCUGGGGGGGCCAAGAAGGGGCCCACCUGUUAACUCUCAAAACACCAUGUACCUUUUCUUCAAAGCCCUUUUAAGAGUCUGCAAUUAUACAUAUAUGUUAACAUAAUUAAUUAACUAAUGUGAUUAUCUGAGAAGUGCCCGUCUUCCCCACUGAACAGAACACCACAAAAGCAGGGGAGGGUCUCUUCCUGCUCACCACUGUACCCCCAUACCCAAUGUACCUGGAGCAGAGUCCGUUUCAAACAAUAUUUGCUGGUUGAAUAAAUGAAUAAAUGAUCAAACAAAUGGACAGACAGGAAGAUGCUGGGCUGCCUGCUCCCCCCAGACCACAGUCCCCAGAUGACAGCGCCCCAGUUCAGUUGAGGCCCAAACACAAAGCUGUUCUUCUAUCUCAGACGAGGUACAGAGGCCUCUGAGCCGGAAGUUGCUUCAACCUAAUGACGGUUCCUUUUGACACUAAGAGAUGAAGAGCACCGUCCGGAGUGAACAAAUGCUUGUCACGGCCACAGCUGGACGCGGAGGAGAGCGGAGCACCGCUGGAUGCCCUGCCCCGACCUCAUUCAUACUGACCUGAGUGUCUCUGCCACUGGUCCCAGAGAUGCCCAGGUCUCCCUCACAGGGUCCCACAGCCCCCACACACCCAAGACCACCCUACAACACCAUCUUUGUAGAGGUGUACCUGCCUCUGCCAAAGCCGCCACACCGGACUGGCCCUGGCAGCCAGGUGCCCUCCCUUAGCAAACAGCUGCUUUCACUUAAACCACAAACCAGGACUAUUCUUAGAAAAAGAGCAAAUAUCUGGUGGGG
Messenger RNA from Zalophus californianus (California sea lion), 2302 nucleotides. RefSeq names its product small integral membrane protein 6 (gene ERLN). NCBI's taxonomy places the organism in Eukaryota, Metazoa, Chordata, Mammalia, Carnivora, Otariidae. The transcript has 3 exons. The coding region runs from base 1308 to 1487 and encodes 59 amino acids. The record is from RefSeq and is a predicted model, not a curated record.